Daphnia carinata is the source of this 602-nucleotide messenger RNA. RefSeq lists its product as uncharacterized. Gene Ontology annotation, cellular component: external side of plasma membrane. Gene Ontology annotation, biological process: biological process involved in interspecies interaction between organisms. Gene Ontology annotation, molecular function: carbohydrate binding. The coding region runs from base 15 to 593 and encodes 192 amino acids. The transcript is spliced from 4 exons. NCBI's taxonomy places the organism in Eukaryota, Metazoa, Arthropoda, Branchiopoda, Diplostraca, Daphniidae. The record is from RefSeq and is a predicted model, not a curated record.
AAAACACUUAAACAAUGCAGCAAAUUCUAGUCAAGUUGUUUCUAUCUGCUUUUAUAAUUGUUUGUUUGGCAAGCAGCUUACCAAUAAUUAAUCAAGGUGAACCUAAAGAAUACUGCCCGUCCUAUUUACAAGGCGACACGACCAUUCCUUGCUGGAGCUUGGGCAGCAAGUGUUUUUGCUUUUCCAACAAUGACGUAAUAGACAAAGUUUAUAACUGGACGCAGGCAGAUGAAAUAUGUAAAGCAGCAAAUAUGACCCUGCUCAGCAUUGAAACGGAGCAAAAAGAUUUGUUAAUCCACAGCCAACGUGAAACCCACCCAGAGUUGGCAGAAUACCCCUACACUUAUUGGACUUCGGGUAGCUAUUCCCAAACAGGCUAUAAGCGAUGGGAAUGGGCAACAAACGAACCAUUUCAGCCAUUUGAAUACACCAAUUGGAUUACGGGCCAACCUUCUGAUUACAACCCUCCCAAUAACCAGCCCGGACAUUGCGUCCAGCUUAGUUUCUACAGAGACUAUGCCAACGGAUAUUGGUACCCAAUAUCCUGUUCUUCUGCAUCUUAUCAAAGAUUCAUAUGCGAAUCACUGGACUAAGCAGGAAGG